Messenger RNA from Malurus melanocephalus (red-backed fairy wren), 2241 nucleotides. It is a transcript of the gene CHAC2, whose product is annotated as ChaC glutathione specific gamma-glutamylcyclotransferase 2. NCBI's taxonomy places the organism in Eukaryota, Metazoa, Chordata, Aves, Passeriformes, Maluridae. Gene Ontology annotation, molecular function: glutathione specific gamma-glutamylcyclotransferase activity; gamma-glutamylcyclotransferase activity. Gene Ontology annotation, cellular component: cytoplasm. The transcript has 3 exons. Bases 57 to 611 code for a protein of 184 amino acids. Gene Ontology annotation, biological process: glutathione catabolic process. The record is from RefSeq and is a predicted model, not a curated record.
GCCUYCAGCCAGGGCUGCCCCGCGGCUCUGCGCAGGCCCCGCCGGGCCGGGCCGCCAUGUGGGUGUUCGGCUACGGCUCCCUCAUCUGGAAGGUGGAUUUCCCCUACCAGGAGAAGCUGGUGGGGCGCGUCCGGGGCUACAGCCGGCGCUUCUGGCAGGGCAGCACCGACCACCGCGGGGUGCCGGGCAAGCCUGGAAGAGUUGUGACCCUGGUUGAAGAUGCUGAGGGGUGCGUGUGGGGCGUUGCCUACAGAUUACCAGCUGGGAAGGAAGGAGAAGUGAAGGCCUACCUGGAUUUCCGGGAGAAGGGAGGCUACAGGACCACCACAGUCAUCUUCUACCCGAAGGACACGUCGGUGCAGCCCUUCGAUGUGCUGCUGUACAUCGGCACCCGUGACAAUCCCAACUACCUGGGCCCCGCGCCGCUCGAGGACAUCGCGCGCCAGAUCCUGGGCGCCACCGGGCCUAGUGGCAGGAACACGGAAUACCUGUUUGAGCUCGCCAACUCCAUCAGAAACCUCGUGCCCGAAGACGUGGAUGAACACCUCUUCUCCUURGAGACACUGGUCAAGGAACUCUUGAACAAGCACCAAAAUCUCAACUAUCUAUAAAGUAACCUCAUGCUUUUAAUGAGCUGGUUCUGUCUUCGGAGAAGAGGUUUUGUUGGCCGUGUGUGUGACAGAAGGAAUGUUUYUCUGUACUGUGCUAUCUUAAUUAAUACUGCCUAUCUUAAUUAAUGCUGCAUUGARAAUAGGAGGUGGUCAUUUAAAACAAAAUCACCAAAAUAAUUUUUCAGGAGUCCAGAGAAAGGGGAGCAGGGAAAGUAUUUUAGAUUUAAAUUUGCUAUCUUAGCUUUUCAUCCAAAGACUACACCUCAAGACAACCACUUAAGCUUCUCUUUAUGUUAAAAGRUUUUUAUUAUUUCAGGUUUAGAAUUAUUUUUUAGGUCAAAAUCAGCAUGCAGAGACAAUGUCCCAUAGAUUUAAGUUUGUUCUGAUUUCAAAUCACAGCRCAACUAAAGAGAGGAAUUUUAAGUGGUUGUUCUGCAUUGUGUAGUAGAACAUCUAAAUCAACAUUCAGUUAUCUGAAAAGAAGUUAAUGACACUGAAUUAUUUAUCCUUUAUAUGUUAACUUACCUUUAAAUGCAGAGGAUAAACCAUUUUAUUGUSAAGGAAAUGAUUCCUUCCCUUGGCUGUUGAUGCCAAGCCCUGAAAACCAAAGCUCUGGGCACUCUUGACUCCAACGAGCCAUAACCUAUCAGUGCCUCAUUUUAAUUUUUAAGCCUCAUAUAAAGAAUAACCCCAAAAUAAUAAACUAAGAGCAUGACUAUAAGUCACAGUGCAGCAUGAACAGAAACUCUCAUCUCUGUUACUUUAGAUCCUGUUGUGGCCCCCAGCAAAAAUCCCAGCUCCAAGGAUAGACUUUAAGCCUAUUUCAGGGAUCCACCAAGAGAAGGUAAUUAAAGAAGGAACCCUCUUUCCAGUAACCUUAGGGGUGUGUGUGAAUAUCCCAGGAGGGUUGGGAAGUCCCCAGUUCAGGCCUGUAGGYUUCCUGAUGCAAUCCAUCAGCACAUGGAGUUUCUGUCCCAACAUAGAUUUGUCUCACUCCUCAAAACUUACUAACUUUUAACAAAAUAUAUUUUUAUAUUCAGUAUAAAAGGUCCUAUUUCAAACAUCACGUAAUGUCCUGUUUUCYCAUCCAGGGAAUGUGUAAGUGUUCAGUAGCAGCCUGGAAGCCUGGAUUCUGCAUCAGUAAUUGCAAAAAAAAAUAUGUUUCCCCUAAAAAGGUCAAUCCUUUCUCUUURCAUCUUCCUGGUUUAUAUUUGUAAAGGUGAAAAUGUGCAGCGGCACUCUCUGCUUUCUUGAAAAUUCUUUAGAUUUAAAAAUCUUUUCCUUAAAAACUUACCCUUGUUCUUUAAAACAGGGCAGGGGAUGCUUGUGCUCAGUAAUGAUCCAGAACCAUCAGGGCUGAUUCCYUCUUUAAAAUGCUAAUUAUUUAUGUACUGUGAUGCUGUGUAGCUCCACAUUCUCUAUCUUUGAUUGUCUCCAAGGCUUUGUUGGUUCAUUUGCUUUCCAAAUCCAUAAAACAUUGCAAUAACACAAGUUUCAGUGUGUGUGUGUGUGUUUACAACUUCAGUGCAAUAAAAAUGCAUCACUGAUUACUGGGGUUGGAAUUCUCCAGAAAUGUUGUUUAAAGUGUGUCCAUGUGACAUCAAGGUGUGUGUUCAUUGCACCUUGUUAU